This is a messenger RNA of Anarrhichthys ocellatus (wolf-eel), 938 nucleotides long. RefSeq names its product protein phosphatase 1, regulatory subunit 3Aa (gene ppp1r3aa). Gene Ontology annotation, molecular function: glycogen binding; protein phosphatase 1 binding. NCBI's taxonomy places the organism in Eukaryota, Metazoa, Chordata, Actinopteri, Perciformes, Anarhichadidae. The transcript has 2 exons. The coding region runs from base 96 to 938 and encodes 280 amino acids. Gene Ontology annotation, biological process: regulation of glycogen biosynthetic process. The record is from RefSeq and is a predicted model, not a curated record. Gene Ontology annotation, cellular component: protein phosphatase type 1 complex.
UGCAGCCAGGCUAGGGGCACUCUGGUCCGUGCCACCCUCCAAGCCAGACAGACGGCAGGACGGGCAGACAGCUGCCUCUCAGACCACCGCGCAUUAUGGAGGGUCUGCACAUCUCAACCCUGGAAGAGGAAGGGGAGAUUAUGGAAGAGGAGAGUGAAAAAAACAGGGAGCGGGAAGAGGGAGGGAUGAAGGCCUCAUCUCCGAUGGGUUCCACCACGGACGAUGAAACAGAUGAGGACUCCGAACCGGAGCCCCCACAGGUCAGUCGGAGGAAGGUGUCAUUCGCAGAUGCAUUCGGGCUAAACCUGGUGUCAGUUAAGGAGUUUGACAACCCUGAAGUAGCAGAGUUAGACGUCAGCCAGCCCCCUAAAAAUGAGGCGACCCAUCCCUUCGAGGAGUUCUCCAUGUCCUGUCUGUUUACUGUUCCCUCAUCCCCAGAAGAGCUAGACCAGAGGCUCCAAGACCAGAUGGUUGAGCUCGAAAACAUCGAGCUCCUCCCGGGAACCACCACACUCCGUGGCAUGAUCAGGGUGGUCAACCUGUGCUACAGCAAGUCUGUCAAUGCCCGGAUGACCCUGGAUCGCUGGACAAACUACUUUGACCUGUCAGCGGAGUAUGUGCCUGGAUCCAGCGAUAGGAAAACAGACAGGUUUACCUUCAAGUAUACUCUGGUGCCUCCCUUUGAACGAGGGGGGACCAGAGUGGAGAUAUGUCUACGCUAUGAAACUUCAGUGGGCACUUUUUGGGCGAAUAACAAGGAAAUGAACUAUGUGCUGUUCUGCCACCGGAAAGGACAUGUAAAGGAGCAUGGGCCUCAAGUGCAAGAGGAGAGUAUCGGCUACAAGAGCAAGAGGAGCUGUCUCAAAGCUAUCAGGGACAUUCGUUCCUCUUGUUCUGGUCUGACUUGCUGCAGAAUAAAAGCUCUGGAAACGGGAUAA